Molecule: messenger RNA, 1777 nt
Organism: Phodopus roborovskii (desert hamster)
Lineage: Eukaryota; Metazoa; Chordata; Mammalia; Rodentia; Cricetidae
Gene: Ccn5
Product: cellular communication network factor 5
Exons: 5
Coding region: 249-998 (249 amino acids)
Biological process (GO): signal transduction; cell adhesion
Cellular component (GO): extracellular region; extracellular matrix
Molecular function (GO): integrin binding; heparin binding
Source: RefSeq, a predicted model, not a curated record
CUUCUGGUCUCCACGGGCCCCUGGGGGUGGGACAGGGGCCCUGGCAAGCCUGCAGCUGCUGUGGCAGUGGCUUGGGCUGGAAGCUUUUCUUGCUGGAAGCUGAGGAGCUGAGAGGCUCCUGCCGGCUUGUCCUUACCUCUUGGCACUGGAGGUGGCUUGGGCGUCACACACUGUCACACAUGCCCUCUUGGUGGCCUCGGAGGCCUCACCUUCAGGUUUGAAGCUGGCUCCACAAGGGACACGGUGACAUGAGGGACACCCCACUGACCCAUCUUCUGGCCAUCUCCCUUUGUCUACUCUCAAUGGUAUGUGCCCAGCUGUGUCCAACAUCCUGUACUUGUCCCUGGACACCACCCCAGUGCCCACUGGGAGUUCCGCUUGUGCUGGAUGGCUGUGGCUGCUGUCAAGUGUGUGCACGGCGGCUGGGGGAGUUCUGUGACCAUCUACGCGUCUGCGACUCCAGCCAGGGCCUGGUUUGUCAGCCUGGGGCAGGCCCCGGUGGCCGGGAGGCCAUGUGCCUCUUGGAGGAGGAGGAUGGAAGCUGCGAGGUGAAUGGCCACAGGUACCUGGAUGGAGAGACCUUCCAGCCCAAUUGCAGGGUCCUCUGCCGCUGCAAUGAUGGUGGCUUCACCUGCCUGCCACUGUGCAGUGAGGAUGUACUGCUGCCCAGCUGGGACUGCCCACACCCCAGGAGAGUAGAGGUGCCUGGUAGGUGCUGUCCUGAGUGGGUGUGUGACCAAGGAGUGAUGCCGAGGAUCCAGUCUCACACGGCCCAAGGACACCAGGUUUCUGGCCUUGUUACUCCUGCAUCUGCUGAUGUCCCCUGUCCAAAAGUUAGCACAGCCUGGGGCCCCUGCUCAACCACCUGUGGGCUGGGUGUAGCCACUCGAGUUUCUAACCAGAACCGAUUCUGCCACCUGGAGAUCCAGCGCCGCCUGUGUCUGCCCAGACCCUGUCCAGCAGCCAGGAGUCGCAGCUCAUGGAACAGUGCCUUUUAGAGCCAGCUGGGGAUGGAGAUACAGAGCCUGCCAGUCUCAGCGGGUGUCCCUAGGACUCGGGCCUGGACUGAUGGUACAUGUCCCCUUCCAUGCUCUUGGCUGCAGUUUACUGUCCUGGUUGGAUUCAUUGUCCAGGGCCACUGAGGGAUACCUGCUCUGUCUGAGGUAGGUGGAGCACAUGACCAAAUCCAUUUUCUAAUUCAGCCUGGCAUUCCGACCCAGGCUUCUGGGUUGUCCUGGCUAGUUCCGUAUCAAACGUGCACACGGGACAACUUUCUCUCCAAACUUCCCGGUAUGAAAAAGGCUACCUGGCCACCAUGCUGGGGACAAUGGGGAUGCGGGGAUACCAGGCAUCAGAUUGCCUGAAAUUCCCAAUUCCCUUCUGGGACUUGUAUGCACUUGUCCCCAAAGUCAAGAUUAUAGGUGGACUCCUGGGUCUGGCUUCCCUGGUCUGAGAAUACCCUGCCCGCCGGGGAAGAAUUCAGUGGCAGAAUUCUCUGUGAACAUGAAGAGAUAAAAUCAUACUGCCCCAGGGAGUAUCUGCAAGAUCUGUGAACUUCUCUCUAUUUGGAUGAAUGCACAUUUCUUAAGCACCCAAAAAGCAGGAGGUUCACAGCUCCACACCUCUGGCAGACAAGCAACAGCAGAGUGCCCUCUGGAGGACAGGGAUGAACAGCUGAACCGGGAGUGGAAUUUUGUUUGGGGUCCUGUGUUUUUAUGUCAAAACAAAACCAAAACCAAAACAAAAAACCCCACCUAAAUAUAAAAAUUACAUCCUC